AUGUUUGACAAUGUUAAAGUAACAGAAUUUGUUAAACGUCCUGGCUUAGGUCGUAUUGGUCGUCCUAUAAGUAUUAGAGCAAGCUUUUUCGAAAUAGCCUCUCUAACCGACUCGAAUAUCCACCACUAUGACAUUAUAAUUAAACCGCAAGUUUCCCCGACUCUAAACAAACCUGUUUUCGAUAGUCGACAUAAUACUUUUGCCGCUAGACAAUUACCUUUUGGCGAUACGGCCAUUUACAACAUAUGUCUUUCGGAAGAUGCCGGUUUUUCAGCUCCUCUGCGACCUCUGCGCCUUUUUAAAGUUAUAACUAGGAAGGUCGCUGUAAUUAAUAUGAAUGAACUUCAUAAAUUCCUUGAUGGAAAAUGUAAAUCAUCACCGACUAUUUUAACAGGAAUUAUGGCCCUUAAUGUAUUAAUUCGUCAAAAGUCAUUCUUGACGUGUAAAACAGUUGGAUUUCGUCAAUCCAUCAGGCCUACACCUGGAAAAAUGAUGAUAAAUGUUGAUGUAAGCGCUACUGCUUUUUAUGAAAGUAGUGAUUUAGUACAUAUGGUUGCAAAGAUACUCGAACGUAAUGUUAAUGAUCUAAAAGGAGGAAUUCAUGAUAGAGAUCGGUUAAAUCUUAAAAAAGCUUUAAAGUAUUUAAAGAUACGUGUUACUCAUUGUGAUGAUGAACAACAUUAUAUUCGCAAAUUUAACGAAAGGCAGACAGCAGAUAUGACGAAGUUUUCUUGUCUACCACCUCAUAUCGGUGCAAACAAAAUUAAACAAGGAUUAGAUAUUCUUGAUUAUCGACAAAAUGAGUAUAUGAAGCAAUUUGACUUGAUUGUAUCUGAGGAAAUGGCUGUAGUUUCAGCCAGGAUCUUACCUGCUCCAACAAUACUGUUUCAACCUUCUUCUCGUACCGCUGUCUUUGUUCCAGAAAAAGGGACAUGGAAUUUACGUGAUAAGAAAGUUGCUACUGGGGCCACACUUGGUUCAUGGUCAUGCGUUGUUUUCGGAAAUUUCGAAACGCAAGCCGUACAAUAUUUAUCAGAGAAUUGA
This is a messenger RNA of Funneliformis mosseae, 1044 nucleotides long. The record is from the annotation of a GenBank genome assembly. NCBI's taxonomy places the organism in Eukaryota, Fungi, Glomeromycota, Glomeromycetes, Glomerales, Glomeraceae.